GCCGUCGCGGCAGUGACGCCGGCCUCCCGGCCUGGAUAGGGGACAGCGGCGGCGGCGGUGGCGGUGGCGGUAGCGGCGGCGGCCUGGCCGGGGGAUGGCGAUGUUCCGCAGCCUGGUGGCCUCAGCACAGCAGCGGCAGCCGCCAGCUGGGCCCGCGAGCGGCGACAGCGGCCUGGAGGCUCAGUUUAGCUGUCCCAUCUGCCUGGAGGUGUACUAUCGGCCGGUGGCCAUCGGCAGCUGCGGCCACACGUUCUGCGGGGAGUGCCUCCAGCCAUGUCUGCAGGUGCCAUCCCCUCUGUGCCCGCUCUGCCGUCUGCCCUUCGACCCCAAGAAAGUGGACAAGGCCUCUCAUGUAGAGAAGCAGCUCUCAUCUUACAAGGCACCCUGCCGGGGUUGCAACAAGAAGGUGACUCUGGCAAAGAUGAGAGCGCACAUUUCCUCCUGCCUGAAGGUCCAGGAGCAGAUGGCCAACUGCCCCAAGUUCGUCCCUGUGUUGCCCACAUCCCAGCCCAUCCCCAGCAAUAUCCCCAACCGGUCUACCUUUGCUUGUCCCUACUGUGGAGCCCGCAACCUGGAUCAGCAGGAGCUGGUGAAGCACUGUGUGGAGAGCCAUCGCAGUGACCCCAACCGUGUGGUAUGCCCCAUCUGCUCGGCAAUGCCCUGGGGGGACCCCAGCUACAAAAGCGCCAACUUCCUGCAGCACUUGCUGCACAGGCACAAGUUCUCCUAUGACACCUUUGUGGACUACAGCAUUGACGAAGAAGCCGCCUUCCAGGCUGCCCUGGCUCUGUCCCUCUCUGAGAAUUGAGGCACACACAGCCUGGCCACCUGCCUCAAGUCAGGGGCCGAAGACAUAAUCCCGCAUCAAGGGAUAGGGCGGUUGCCCUCCUGCCCUGGCACCUGCACAGGAGUGCGCCACUGGGCUAAGUGGAAUUUCACACAAGGAGAGCUGGUCUCAGAGCCCCCAGGGCCGGGGUGCUGGCUAGCUGGCCCCUUGCCAUCAAGCAGGGCCACUGGGUCCCGGCCAGCAGCACUGGGUCAUCGGUGCUUCAAGAGGCAGGUGCUGGCCAUUGGGUUAGAGCAGUUGGCUGCCUUUCCCAGCCAUGAUAUCCUCGUGUGGAGAAGGAUGAGGUGCCCUAAGCUGUGCCCCAGCAGGACCAGGGGAGGAGGCGCCUAGCCAGGCUGCCAGCCCACCCGGUCCCCAGCUUCGCUUCCACCGUAAGCAUUUGGUACUGGCUUUUGUGAUAUUUAGGAACCCUGCGUUUUUCUAUCUUAUCCUGUGUGAUAAUCUUUUCACGUUUUAUAGAGCAAAGACAAAGCAGUUCCUCUUCAUACCGCAAUACCUGUGUUUGACUAGGAAGAACAGUAUUUUUAUGGAGCAUUUACAAAGCUAUAUUUUUUAAAAAAAAUAGUCAAAAAUAAACACUUGUGUGGGAUCAGUGCAAAGUGGGAAGAAGAGUGGGCAUAGCCAGGGCUUCAUCUGUGUGUGAGACAGAGAUGGUGUCCCCAAGCCACUUGCUCUUUGAGGAAGAGGCUCUUAUUUGCGGGUUUUCUUUAUGAUAAUGACACAGACGAAAUCCUAGCACCCCUGGCCACUUGCUGUGGCUGCUCCAGCAGUUGUAGGACAGUCGAGGCAGAAGGGGGUCCUUCUCCUGCCCCAUAAAUUGUCCAUGGCUCCUUGUCACCUUCCAGAGCCAACCACAUCCCUCCUCAGGCAGGGACUGCCCUUAGCAGUGGUAGGGCCCUCAGAAGCCAGAGGGGCCUGCUUGAUUGCAGGUCAGGGUCAAGCCCUCAGAGGCCGGAGAGGCCUGCUCGGUGGCAGGUCAGGCCUGGAACCCUUUGUCAGCAUCUUGUUCUGUUCAUGGCAUACAUCUGCCUUUUCAGAGAAGUUUAAAUAAAAUGUUUGCAAGCA
This is a messenger RNA of Arvicola amphibius (Eurasian water vole), 1912 nucleotides long. RefSeq names its product ring finger protein 166 (gene Rnf166). The transcript has 7 exons. NCBI's taxonomy places the organism in Eukaryota, Metazoa, Chordata, Mammalia, Rodentia, Cricetidae. Gene Ontology annotation, molecular function: ubiquitin protein ligase activity. The record is from RefSeq and is a predicted model, not a curated record. Gene Ontology annotation, biological process: ubiquitin-dependent protein catabolic process; protein polyubiquitination. Bases 95 to 808 code for a protein of 237 amino acids.